Iphiclides podalirius (scarce swallowtail) is the source of this 234-nucleotide messenger RNA. The record is from the annotation of a GenBank genome assembly. NCBI's taxonomy places the organism in Eukaryota, Metazoa, Arthropoda, Insecta, Lepidoptera, Papilionidae.
AUGGAGAAUAUCGCUUCGCAAAGGAAGUCCCGAAGUCUCGCGGUCCAAAUAAAUACCGGCAUAGCAUCGAGGCUUUACUCAGUACGAAUUCUUCAUAGGCUGAAGAUCUCAGAAGCGUUAUAUUCCGCAAUUAACUGCGAUAAUGCGGUUCUUAUGCAUUUUGCUCGGCAUUGUCUCUGCGUCGACGGCUCAGCACUACGAACGACGAAUCCCGCUACUCGUGGACAGCUACCC